Messenger RNA from Acanthochromis polyacanthus (spiny chromis), 5693 nucleotides. RefSeq names its product collagen, type I, alpha 1b (gene col1a1b). The record is from RefSeq and is a predicted model, not a curated record. The coding region runs from base 142 to 4500 and encodes 1452 amino acids. The transcript is spliced from 51 exons. Gene Ontology annotation, molecular function: protein binding; extracellular matrix structural constituent. NCBI's taxonomy places the organism in Eukaryota, Metazoa, Chordata, Actinopteri, Pomacentridae.
UUUGUUUAGGCAGUAGGGAGUUUCUGCUAGGGUCUGGAUUGGAGUUACACGCAGACCGGACCCUACCGUGUAUGAGUGGUGUCUGAGGAGAAAAAGAGGAUUCCCCUUUCCGCAAAGAAUCUACAUGUCUAAUAUUUAGACAUGUUCAGCUUUGUGGAUAUUCGGUUAGCGCUCUUGCUCAGCGCAACAGUGCUUUUGGCGAGAGCUCAAGGCGAGGAUGAUAGAACAUUUGGCAGCUGCACAUUAGACGGACAGUUGUACAACGACAAGGAUGUAUGGAAACCAGAGCCCUGCCAGAUCUGCGUCUGCGACAGCGGAUCCGUCAUGUGCGACGAGGUGAUCUGCGAGGACACAACUGACUGCGACGACCCCAUCAUCCCAGACGGAGAGUGCUGCCCCAUCUGCCCCGACACUGAUGUCGUGGGACCAGUGCCUGAGCCAGGAGACGUUGGCCCCAAGGGAGACAACGGUCCAGUUGGUCCUCCUGGUAACGAUGGAAUCCCCGGACAGCCUGGACUCCCCGGCCCUCCUGGCCCCCCUGGUCCCCCUGGCCUUGGCGGACCCAUUCUUCAUCCUUUCACUUCACAGAACUUCUCUCCUCAAAUGAGCUACAUUGACCCCUCCAAAUCCAGCGGCCCCCCUGUUCCUGGACCAAUGGGUCCUAUGGGUCCCCGUGGUCCUCCUGGACCUUCUGGCUCCUCUGGUCCUCAGGGAUUCACCGGACCCGCCGGAGAGCCUGGUGAGCCCGGAGCUUCUGGUCCCAUGGGUUCUCGCGGUCCUGCUGGUCCCCCUGGAAAGAACGGAGACGAUGGUGAGCCCGGCAAACCUGGACGUCCUGGUGAGCGUGGAGCUGCUGGUCCUCAGGGUGCUCGUGGAUUCCCCGGAACCCCCGGACUCCCCGGCAUCAAGGGACACAGAGGUUUCAGCGGUCUGGAUGGAGCUAAGGGAGACUCUGGUCCCUCUGGCCCCAAGGGAGAGGCUGGUGCCCCCGGUGAGAACGGAGUCCCCGGUGCCAUGGGCGCUCGUGGUCUUCCUGGUGAGAGAGGCCGCCCUGGACCUCCUGGCCCUGCUGGUGCUCGUGGUAAUGAUGGCAACACUGGUGCUGCUGGUCCUCCUGGAGCCACCGGACCUGCUGGAGCCCCUGGAUUCCCCGGUGGUGCUGGUGCUAAGGGAGAGACCGGUCCUCAGGGAGGCCGUGGAAAUGAGGGACCCCAGGGAGCCCGUGGUGAGCCUGGUAACCCAGGACCCUCUGGACCCGCCGGCCCUGCUGGUGCCCCUGGAUCUGAUGGUUCCCCUGGUGCUAAGGGUUCUCCUGGUGCUGCUGGUAUCGCUGGUGCUCCUGGUUUCCCCGGUGCUCGUGGUCCUGCUGGAGCUCAGGGAGCUGUUGGUACUCCUGGUCCCAAGGGUAACACUGGUGACCACGGUCCCUCUGGUCCUAAGGGAGAGCCCGGUGCCAAGGGAGAGCCUGGCCCCGCUGGAGUUCAGGGACUUCCCGGCCCCUCUGGUGAGGAGGGAAAGAGAGGACCUCGUGGAGAGCCUGGUGGUGCUGGACCCCGUGGACCCCCUGGAGAGCGUGGUGGCCCCGGUGCUCGUGGUUUCCCUGGUGCUGAUGGAGCUGCUGGUGGCAAGGGUGCCCCCGGUGAGCGCGGUGCCCCCGGAGCGAUGGGAGCUCAGGGAGCCACUGGUGAGUCCGGCAGCCCUGGUGCUCCUGGCGCCCCUGGAUCCAAGGGUGUGACUGGUAGCCCUGGAAGCCCCGGCCCUGAUGGCAAAGUUGGACCUGCUGGUGCUCCUGGACAAGACGGCCGCACCGGACCUGCUGGCCCCGCCGGAUCCAGAGGACAGCCUGGAGUUAUGGGAUUCCCCGGACCCAAAGGAGCCGCUGGUGAGAGUGGAAAGCCUGGCGAGAGAGGUCCCGGUGGUGCCGUCGGCGCUGUCGGUGCUCCUGGCAAAGAUGGUGAUGUUGGUGCUCCUGGACCUUCUGGUGCUGCCGGACCUGCUGGAGAGAAAGGUGAGCAGGGACCUGCUGGUCCUCCUGGAUUCCAGGGUCUUCCCGGACCCCAAGGUGCUACUGGUGAGACUGGCAAGCCUGGAGAGCAGGGUGUUCCCGGUGAGGGUGGACCCCCUGGCCCAUCUGGACCCAGAGGUGAAAGAGGAUUCCCUGGUGAGCGUGGCGGCCCUGGACCUGCUGGCCCAGCUGGAGCUCGUGGUGCUCCUGGUCCUGCUGGUAACGAUGGAGCCAAGGGAGAGCCCGGUGUUGGUGGUGCCCCCGGUGGUGUCGGAUCCCCCGGUAUGCAGGGAAUGCCUGGUGAGCGUGGAGCAUCUGGUCUCCCCGGUGUCAAGGGAGAGAGAGGUGAUGGUGGUGGCAAGGGAGCUGAUGGUGCCCCCGGCAAAGACGGCGUCCGUGGUCUGACUGGUGCUAUUGGAGUCCCUGGACCUCCUGGUGCUCAGGGUGAGAAGGGAGAGCCUGGUGCCAUGGGAGUCGCUGGACCCAGUGGACCUCGUGGUUCCCCUGGUGAGCGUGGAGAGACUGGACCUUCUGGACCUGCUGGAUUUGCUGGACCUCCUGGUGCUGAUGGUCAGCCUGGUGCUAAGGGAGAGACCGGAGACACUGGACCCAAGGGAGACGCUGGUGCUCCUGGACCUGGUGGACCUGUCGGAGCUGCUGGACCUCAGGGACCUGCUGGACCUCCUGGAGCUAAAGGUGCUCGUGGUGGCGCUGGAUCCCCUGGUGCUACUGGCUUCCCUGGACCUGCAGGCAGAGUCGGACCCCCUGGCCCUGCUGGAGCUGGUGGACCCCCCGGACCCCCCGGACCUGUCGGCAAAGAUGGAGCAAGAGGAGCUCGUGGUGAGACCGGCGCUGCUGGUCGUCCCGGUGAGGCCGGAGCCGCUGGAGUCACAGGACCUGGUGGAGAGAAGGGUUCUCCUGGCGCUGAUGGUGCCCCUGGUAGUCCUGGUUUGCCCGGACCCCAAGGUAUUGCUGGACAGCGUGGUGUUGUAGGUCUCCCUGGACAGCGUGGAGAACGUGGUUUCACUGGUCUGCCCGGACCCGGAGGUGAGCCUGGAAAGCAGGGACCUUCUGGACCUGUUGGUGAGCGUGGCGCCCCUGGACCUGCUGGACCCCCUGGACUGUCUGGUGCUACUGGAGAGGCUGGUCGUGAGGGAUCUGCUGGACACGAUGGUGCACCUGGUCGCGACGGAGCUCCUGGACCCAAGGGAGACCGUGGUGAGUCUGGUAUGCCUGGACCCCCUGGACCUCCUGGAACUCCCGGAGCCCCCGGAACUGUCGGCCCCUCUGGCAAGAGUGGAGACCGUGGAGAGGGUGGUCCCGCUGGCCCUGCUGGUCCUUCUGGCCCUGCUGGCGUCCGUGGUCCUGCUGGUCCUGCUGGAGCAAAGGGAGACAGAGGAGAGGCUGGUGAGGCUGGAGACAGAGGCCACAAGGGACACCGAGGAUUCAGCGGCAUGCAGGGUCUGCCCGGACCUGCUGGAGCUCCUGGAGAGAGAGGACCCGCUGGUGCCUCCGGACCUGCUGGACCUAGAGGGCCUUCUGGAUCUAGCGGUACUGUUGGUAAGGAUGGUAUGAAUGGUAUGCCCGGACCCAUCGGACCCCCUGGACCUCGUGGUCGCAACGGAGAGAUGGGACCUGCUGGUCCUCCUGGACCUCCUGGACCUCCCGGACCCCCUGGAGCACCCGGUGGUGGAUUCGACUUCAUCAGCCAGCCUCUUCAGGAGAAGGCCCCUGAUCCCCUGCGUGGAGGCUACCGUGCCGACGACCCCAACGUCCAGCGCGAUCGUGACAACGAGGUCGACACCACCCUGAAGACCCUGACUCAGAAGGUUGAGAAGAUCCGCAGCCCCGACGGCACCCAGAAGAGCCCCGCCCGCAUGUGCCGCGACCUGAGGAUGUGCCACCCUGAGUGGAAGAGCGGCAUGUACUGGGUCGAUCCCAACCAGGGCUCCGCUCUCGACGCCAUCAAAGUCCACUGCAACAUGGAGACCGGUGAGACCUGCGUCCCCCCCACACGGUCCAACAUCCCCAUGAAGAACUGGUACCAAAGCAAGAACUCCAAGAAGCACGUCUGGUUCAGCGAGUCCAUGACCGGUGGAUUCCAGUUCCAGUAUGGCACCGAUGGAGCUGAUUCCGAGGACGUCAACAUCCAGAUGACCUUCAUGCGCCUGAUGUCCAACCAGGCCUCUCAGAACGUCACAUACCACUGCAAGAACAGCAUCGCCUACAUGGAUUCCACCACCGGCAACCUGAAGAAGGCUCUGCUUCUGCAGGGAUCCAACGACGUCGAGAUCAGAGCCGAGGGCAACAGCCGCUUCACGUACAGCGUCAGCGAGGACGGCUGCACGUCACACACUGGCGCAUGGGGCAAGACAGUCAUCGACUACAAGACGACGAAAACAUCCCGCCUGCCCAUCAUUGACAUUGCUCCUAUGGAUGUUGGUGCACCUGAUCAGGAAUUUGGCGUCGAAGUUGGCCCCGUUUGCUUCUUGUAAAAAUGAAAGAAAUAUGGACAUGACAUUGUUGUUUUUUUUCUAGCAGUCAUCUCUAAAUCCUUUUUUCUAUGCAUUCAAAACUCACAUUCGGCUGCCAUUGGUCCACAUGCUUUAAAAAAAAACCACUCUACUGAAGACGGUGUUUGUGUUUUUCCCAGUCAUGAGAAGUUCUUUUUUUGGGGGACUGCUACUUCAACCGAAACCAACCGCAAGGACACUUUAAAAAGAAUCUUUUGUUUCCACUGGCAACAAGAAAAUAAUAUAUACUUGUGUAAACAAAAAAUUUCCCCCCUGGAGAUUGAGAGAAAAAGAUCUGCACACGCAAUGAAACACAGGUGACUUUUGCCAUUUUCUACCGCUGCAGAAGGACAUUGAAAACAACAAAUGAUAUGUACCAUUUUUCUGGUGUUAAAUAAAUUGUAAAAAGUGUGAAGUGUCUUCUUGUUCUAAAUUCACAAGAAAAAUGAAAAAAAAAACACCUGAACAUUGGUCAGACAAAAGAGCAAAACAACCAAGCUCACCUUCAUUGCAAUCUGUAGAUGGCUACCUCAUAACAAGAAGUCACCCCCAGCUUUUCUUUAAUGAAAAAGGGGAUAUUUUACACAAGCCGUCUAUUGGGGGAACAUUAAACAUUCAACGGUGCUAUUACCAAUUCAAUGAGGUCCAGUUAUUGGUGUUUGAUGGUGAAACUCGCUGUCAUACUGUAAUCGAUGCCACUAAUGCCUGCAGAACCUUUGGUGCUACUCAAUCGACUUAUUGUCUUGUUGUCUAUGCAGUGCAAUUGUUUUCUUCUUAAGUGUUGGUUUAAAGGUCCUCUGGAAAGGUGAUCACUGCAGAUGUAAUGCAUGCAAUCAUGUCUUUUGUAGAUAUAUAAAAAACAAGCAAGUGACUCUGGUUACGACAUCAUUUCCCUGCCCAUGUGUUCAGUGUUGAUCCUUCUGUCUGUUUGAACCCCCCUGUGGAAAAACUCCUCUUCACUAAAAAGAGAAAAACAGCACACGUCUCCCACCCUGUUGUUCAUGUUGUUUGUUGAUGUCUUUUUCGCGAAGGGUUUCUUAAAAAAGAAUUUGAAGCAGACCCACUUUCAUGGUUUAAAAAGAGAGAUUCUGUACUUAUUUUGUACAUGUAUAAUAAAUCGAGAUGUUUUUAAUUAUUUUGGGUGCUGAAAUAAAGCAUGUGAAGUGGUCUACUCA